CGCCCCCGCCCCCGGAGCCAGCCCGCGGAGCCCGCGGCCAGGGCGGCGCAGACCGGCCCAGCCACUCGCCCGGGCUGCGCGCCGGUACGCACUGCCGCCGCCGCUGCCGACGCGUCCGCCCUUCGCCCCCCGCUCCCGCGGCUCGCGGAGAGAAGGUCUCCACCCCUGGGCAGGAGAGGGGCUGUCCACAUUUGAGGCACGUCUGGUGCUUUCUGUGUUCUUGGACAGAACACCUACAGCUGCUUCCACAGGGCUAGGAGCCAGGCCUCAGGGACAGACAAGCCAUGGACUUCCCAUAGCCUCAGCAUUUGGGGGCAGCACCUUAGGAGAGCAGGGGCGCAGCCUCCAUCCACCCCCUUUCACCGUGAAGGAGGGAGCUGAGAAGCGGACCCUUAGCCCAGCCCAGCGCCCUCCCCAGGCCCCCGGUGGGCAUGGACCAGCAGCUGUGAACAGCCAGAGCCGAUGCCGGGCCCCCAGGGGGCCGGAGGAGCCCCGGCCAUGAACCUGGGCAAGCUCUCACCCGUGGGCUGGGUGUCCAGCUCGCAGGGGAAGAGGCGGCUGACUGCGGACAUGAUCAGCCCCCCACUGGGGGACUUCCGCCACACCAUGCACGUGGGCCGUGGCGGGGAUGUCUUCGGCGACACCUCCUUCCUCAGCAACCACGGUGGCAGCUCACGGGGCACCCACCGCUCGCCCCGCAGCUUCCUGGCCAAGAAGCUGCAGCUGAUGCGGAGGGUAGGGGCACCGCCCCGGAGGAUGGCUUCCCCACCUGCGCCCUCACCUGCUCCACCGGCCAUCUCCCCCAUCAUCAAGAACGCCAUCUCCCUGCCUCAGCUCAACCAGGCCGCCUACGACAGCCUCGUGGUGGGCAAGCUCAGAUUCGACCGCAGCCCUGUCACCUCCACAGACGGCCACUCCAGUUACGGCCUGGACUCCGGGUUCUGCACCAUCUCUCGCCUGCCUCGCCCAGAAAAGCCUCGUGACCGAGACCGUGAUAGCUCCUUCCCCUCUGAGCCUGAGCUUCGCCGCUCUGACUCCCUCCUGUCCUUGCGCCUGGACCUCGACCUGGGGCCCUCUCUCCUCAGUGAGCUGUUGGAGGUCAUGAGCCUCUCAGAAGGCUCUGCAGCCGACACCCCAGCCCCACCCCCUGCUGCAAAUCCCCCAGCCCCUGUUGCAAACCCCCCGACCCCUGCCUCAAGCCCCCCACCCCGUGGACAGUGCCCCAAUGGGGUAACCCCGGGGUUGGGCCCAACGGCCGAGGCGAGGGCCAGCCCGGUAGGAGAGCGUCCCUGUGCACCUGCUGACGUGGGCCCCGGCAGGCACUGGGGAGCAGGCUGGGGUGGCCGCCAAAGCAGCCGCCACUACACUGAGAUGGAUGCUCGGCGGGAGCUGGUGGAGGUGCUGCCCCAGGCUCGGGCCUCUUGGGAGAGCCUGGACGAAGAGUGGGGGCCACCGCAGGCAGGCAGCAGGGCCCCCGUGCCCAGCACGGUGCAAGCCAACACCUUCAAGUUUGCUGAAGCUGAGGAGGAUGACGAGGUCAAGGUGUGAGCGGCUGGGCAUGGGCUCAGGACCCCAGCCAGCCUCGGGGCACCGCCUGUGAACUGCCCGCGUGCAGAGCCAGCCCCUCACCUGACAGCUGGGUCCCACCAAUGAAAGAUGGGAGAACCCAAGUUGUCCCCAGACCCCUCCACACCUCUGCAGGACAGACAUGGGAGGGAGGCCAGAGGAGACCAGGCUUGUCCCGGGACCCGGGUGUUCCCAUGGGCCAUGCUGGGCCGCCCUGCCUCCCCCCACUGCCACUCUGGACCCAGUAGCCGUUCCUCGGGCCCACCCGCCACCCCAGGCCGUCCCCACCAGCUGGAGGGCCUCGCCUCACAGUGCAGCCUUUGUGCUGGGAAAGCUGCCCUUGCUGGGUGGGGGUGGGGAGCAUAGCACAUAGAGCCUUUGUCCCCUCUCCCAGAGGGACUGCCUGCCCCAGCUCAUCCUGGAGUUGCCCCCAGCAGGGUCCCCACUGCCUUUCUGAGAGCCCCAGCCCUUGCUAAGGCUGCUUCCCCGACAUUCCCCCCGCCACCCCACUUGUCCCAGAAGCCUCAGAGAAAAGUCAGGUGUGACCUCACAGUGGGGGAAUCCCACCUUCCCGUGCACCCCAGACCUGCCUCUGGGUCCUGAUUAAAGAAGGCUUUUUUGAUAAAAGGUGUCCUGCAAGAUGCUUGAGGACCUGGGAGGACAGUGUCAGCGCCACCUGCUUGAGUCCCCUGAGCACUGGGUUUGGAAAGCCAAGGACUCCCCCAGGGGGCCCCAGUGAGGGGAGGGGCCGAGGCACUGGGUAAUGAGUAAUUAGGCCGGAAUGAAUAGCCCUGAGAUAAGAGGCCCAGGUGGGAGCCCUUAUCUAUAGUUCCGGGAACAGCCCCUGGCCCAGGUGCCUGGAACCAUAAUCCCACAGGGCAGCUUGGCACUUGCCCUGGUGACAAAAGGGGACAAGCAGGCAGGACUGGUGGCUUAGAGGUGUUCGGGAGCACGUCCCAACCCCCAGCCCCCACUUGGCAGUCCAAGGACCUUAUGCCUCAGUUUCCUCAUCUGUAUCAUGAGGAUGCUGGGAGCAUUAAAAUAAUGGAAAGCACCACAGUUCCUACCACGGAAAGACUCUAUAAAGGUGGAUUCUUUUGUUGGUUCUUAGCCUUGGGGGAUGAGCGCAGAGGGUUAGGAACAGCAGAUGGGAAGCCGGGACCCAAGGGCUGCUGAUUCCGUGUGACUGGCGGUAGCUGGGGG
Messenger RNA from Balaenoptera acutorostrata (minke whale), 2769 nucleotides. It is a transcript of the gene CDC42EP1, whose product is annotated as CDC42 effector protein 1. The record is from RefSeq and is a predicted model, not a curated record. The transcript is spliced from 3 exons. NCBI's taxonomy places the organism in Eukaryota, Metazoa, Chordata, Mammalia, Artiodactyla, Balaenopteridae. The coding region runs from base 463 to 1548 and encodes 361 amino acids.